AUGACCGCUCCAAUCAGCAGCACCAACGGCGAUGGCCAAACAAACGGUCACAGCCAUGACGAGACAGCGACACAGAAUGGCAACGGGGUAGCACAAGAACAGACAAACGGUGCAAACCCACAAGAAAAUGGACAGGAGCAUCAUCAUGACCACGUUAUAAAGCGCCCUACAAAGAUUGGCACCGGCCUCAAGGACCGUGUACAUCAGAUUACAAAAGGACCUCCUGGUGGCUUCGACCCGACCCCUCUUCCUGAUGCGCCGCAAGGUUAUACCAUUCGAUUCAUCUUCCACGGAGCCUCAAAUCUUGCUCCCGGCGACUUUGUUACAGCCUCUUCAGAUCCCUUCCUUCAUGCGACUCUAAAAGGUACCCAGCCGAAGCGGCAUAAGGAGGAUCCCGAUCUCACCCACCGCACGAAAACCAUAAGGAAGACGACCGAGCCGGAAUGGGAAGAUGAAUGGGUUGUCGCCAACGUCCCACCAACAGGCUUCACUCUCAAGUGCCGAAUGUACGAUGAGGAUUUCCCCGAUCAUGAUGAUAGAUUGGGCAAUGUCACAAUUAAAGUGCCCAGUAUAGGCCCAGACUGGAAAGGCAUUCCCGCUCCUGGCCGUGUUUAUGAGGCUAAGAAGCGCAUGAUGAGCAAACGAGCAUAUCUUGCCAAAGCUAUUACCAGUGUUGUCACUCACAACAUUCACAUGACACCUCUGCUGCGUCUGAGCAUGGAGCUUCUGGGACCGUCGGAUCCGCCUUAUGCGCAAAUGUACACUGUUGGACCAACAACAUGGGUCAAACAUUUCAGUCCCCUGAUCGGCCGAAUCGCCGGUGUCAAAGUCAACGCUAAUGCCGAGGACGAUGCCCGAGUGGAUGAAGAUCAGCAAGUUGACCAAGAGGGAAACAAGAAGAGCAAGACACAAAAAUACGAUUUCCAGGCAAAUGAAAUGCAGCUUCAAGGACCAGUGCCUCCCAAGCUGUAUCAUCGUUUUGUCGAGUUUAGACCUAUUAUUGCAUCGAUUUACUCUUCAGCUGGCUUGCGCGGCACAAUUCUGAACAAAGCACUGCACAGCCAGCAUCGCCGUAUCUAUAAUUUCAACGCAUCGACAGAAUACGGCGAUUUCGAUGCAUGCUCACCGGAGGCUUCGGAGCAAUUCCUGAAGCUUGUUCACUUCGACGAAGGAGGUCGCACCUUUACCUAUGUUCUGACCUUGGACGGCAUGUUCAGAUUUACAGAGACUGGUAAAGAAUUCGGUAUCGACAUGUUGAGCAAGCACACUAUGCAUUCAGAUGUUGAGACGUAUAUCGCCUGUUCAGGUGAAUUCUUCAUUCGACGGCUUAAGAAGCCCCUUUCUUCAGAUGAUGUACACCCUCAUACCAAGACACACCCGCAGGAAGACGUUCCUGGAGGUCCACCAAAGGAACAUCCUCCACACGAUCCUGCAUAUUAUCAACUGAUCAUCGACAACGAUUCCGGAACAUACCGACCGGACAAGUCAACUCUGCCGUAUCUGAAGGAAUUUCUCGAGAAGAACUUCCCAGGACUGGGUAUAAUUACGAUGCACUGGGAGGAUCAGGAGCUGCAGGAUAUGAAGGAGAACCAGCGCAACGUCAAGAAGAACGAGGGCAGAAUGAUCAACAUGGUCAUGAACAGAAGCCAGAGCAGUAUCAGCUCAGCCGAGAGUGAGUUGGAUGACCGAGAGGAAUCUUGGCAGCAGGGACACAAGAGUAAGCGAGAGGCCGCCUACGAAGCUUUGGAAGACCCCCACAAGGUCAAAGAUGCGGUCAAGUCGUAUGUUCCUGGGUUAAAGUCGGAGAGAGGAGAGAGUUCUAAAUGA
This is a messenger RNA of Fusarium tjaetaba, 1827 nucleotides long. RefSeq names its product C2 domain protein. The coding region runs from base 1 to 1827 and encodes 608 amino acids. Gene Ontology annotation, biological process: positive regulation of gene expression. The record is from RefSeq and is a predicted model, not a curated record. The transcript has 2 exons. Lineage: Eukaryota; Fungi; Ascomycota; Sordariomycetes; Hypocreales; Nectriaceae.